AUGGUUUCUAGUUAGACAGCUGAGAUUCGAUCAUCAAGAACCGCUUUUGAUUCUGAUCAGGGUGGUUUAUCAAAUCCAAUGGUUGAGAGUGUGUCAGAUCAAGAACAAUCAAGAGCCAAAUGGACUACAUUUUCCACUAAGAUAUUUGCGGAUUUGCUGGUUGAGCAAAUCCGCAAAGGAAAUAGGGGUAGUGGUGCUUUUACAAAGUUAGCUUGGAAGAUUAUAAGAGAUGAGUUCAAUAAGCAGACUGGUCUCAAUUUUGAUAAGCAGCAAUUGAAGAACCACCUUGAUGUCCUCAGGAAGAGGUAUAAUUCGGUGAAGGCGAUUCUUGAUCACACUGGUUUUAGUUGGGAUGUUGCUCAGUAUAUGGUGCUGGCUGAAGAUGAUGUAUGGCAAGAGUACAUUGAGGCACAUCCUGAGGCUGACAUUAUCAGAAAAAGGGGCUGUGAUAUAUAUGAACAGCUUUGCUUUAUAUUCUCAUCAGAUUCUGGAAUCAAUGAGAAACAUGCCAUUUCUAUUUCAGGAACAGCGUCGCAUCAGAUGAAUGAUGAGCAAUCCAGGGCUAAGUGGAGUAUGCCGCUUGAGAAGGUAUUUGCGGAUUUGAUGCUUGAGCAGGUUGCUCAAGGGAAUAGGUCGAACAAUGCUUUUAGUAAUAAAGCAUGGAAGUAUAUACACCAUGAGUUUAAUAGGCAAACAGGUUUAAAUUACGAUAAGCAGCAGUUGAAGAAUCAUCAUGGUGUCUUGAGAAGGUCUUACCAUAGUGUUAAGUCACUGCUUGAUCAGGAUGGCUUUAGUUGGGACAAGUCCCGGUGCAUGGUGAUUGCUGCGAGUGAUGUGUGGGCAAAUUAUAUUGAGAAGCAUCCUGAAAUUGAGUCAGUAAGAGUCAAAGGCUGCCCACUUUUCGAACAGUUGGACAGCAUAUUUUCCGAGCCAGGCAGUGCUGGAAAUUGUGGAGUGCCUCAAGUCCCUCAAACACAAAUAGCUGUUUUCCAGAUGGAUACUCUUCCCAGUGAAGAUCAAUCCAAGCAAGAUCAAUCAAGAGCAAAGUGGACUGUGGCUCUGGAUAGAAUACUCAUAAACUUGUUGAUGGAGCAAACUCGACAGAAUAAGAUGUCUAAUAAGAAGGCAUGGAAACAUAUACAAAAUGAAUUCAAUCACAGAACUGGUUUAAAAUUUGAUGGGGAACAGUUGAGGAAUCACCAAAAUGUUCUUAGAAGGGUGUAUAAUAACAUAAAGACAGUUCUUGAUCAAGGCAGUUUUAGUUGGGAUGAGUCUCGGCAUGUGGUUGUGGCUGAUGAUGAAGUGUGGGAGAAGUACAUUAUGGCACAUCCCGAGGCUGAAACAGUCAGGAACAAGGACUGCCCGAUUUUUAAAGAGUUAUGCAUAUUAUUUUCUGAUCCAAGAUCAGAGGGAAGACACGUUCAAUCAAGUCAUGUUGUGAAGUUGGAUCAACAAAAAGUGGAAAUGGAUGGCACUCCUGAAACUGCAAGUGAUUCUGCUGAACCUGCAGUAGACGAGGCAUCAUCACGCUUAUCCGAGGAAGUGAAUAUGUCUAGUGGAAGAAACAAGCGCCAUAGUUUGUUACAACCGCUUAUAAGCUCAACUCGCCAGAGGAGGCGAGUGUGUAAGGAAACUAGUCAGACUGGCAUCAACGACGUCUCCCAACAUGAGGAGGGAAACAAGACAGUAGCUGCAGCAUUAGUAGCAGCACAGAGUGGUGACCGAUUCUCGAUAUCUAGUUGCAUUGAAGUGUUGAAUGAGAUGGUAGGGGUGGAUCAAGAGGUUUAUCUAGCUGCUUUGGAUUUGUUCCAGGAUCCAGAUCGCAGAGAAACAUUUAUAUGCAUCAAAAGUGAUAUCAAAUUGGCAUGGCUCAAGGCCAAGUGUAAAUCUCUUGUGUAAAAUUGUUGAACUUCCCACU
Molecule: messenger RNA, 1918 nt
Organism: Fragaria vesca subsp. vesca
Lineage: Eukaryota; Viridiplantae; Streptophyta; Magnoliopsida; Rosales; Rosaceae
Exons: 7
Coding region: 79-1899 (606 amino acids)
Source: RefSeq, a predicted model, not a curated record